AUGACUAACAUUUUACGUAAGCUUCACAUUACCAAACUGAACACAGGUAACUCUGCAUCAAUUAACUCCCAAUCCAACUCACCGGCACCGCAGUCCAUACCAGCUGACAAAGACGUUAAUAUGGACUACUAUCAACAACAAGCGAAAAUUUCAGGUGAUCAACAACUGCAACAACAUUUAGUGCAGCCAGUCAUCACUGCGUCCAACAUCAAUGCUACACCUAUAGUAACUAAACCCGACCAGGCAAUUAGCUCCCUCAAGGCCGCAUCGGCCACCGCCGAUGUAGCUGGUGCUGGUGCUAGUGGUGCCGCCGCUGCGGGGUUAGCUGGCACCAGUGCUGAUGACGCCAUUAAACGAUCAUUACUUCCUCAGAGAUCGACCAUUUCCAAGGGGAAAUAUUCUCUUGGCGAUUUCCACAUCAUGAGAACUUUGGGUACUGGUUCGUUUGGAAGAGUCCAUUUGGUUAGAUCGGUGCAUAAUGGAAGAUACUAUGCCAUUAAAGUAUUGAAGAAGUACCAAGUGGUUAAGAUGAAACAAGUCGAACAUACCAACGACGAAAGAAGAAUGCUUAAGUUGGUGGAACAUCCAUUUUUGAUUAGAAUGUGGGGGACUUUCCAAGAUGCCAAAAACUUAUUUAUGGUUAUGGACUAUAUUGAAGGUGGUGAAUUGUUCUCAUUGUUGCGAAAAUCACAAAGAUUCCCUAAUCCAGUGGCUAAGUUUUAUGCUGCUGAAGUUACAUUGGCAUUAGAAUACUUACACAGUCACGAUAUCAUAUAUCGUGAUUUAAAACCAGAAAAUAUCUUAUUGGAUAGAAAUGGUCAUAUAAAAAUCACCGAUUUCGGGUUUGCCAAAGAAGUGAGUACAGUUACUUAUACUUUGUGUGGAACUCCGGAUUACAUUGCUCCUGAAGUAAUCACCACAAAGCCUUAUAAUAAAUCUAUCGAUUGGUGGUCGCUUGGGGUUUUAAUUUUUGAAAUGUUGGCUGGUUACACUCCAUUUUAUGAUACAACUCCAAUGAAGACCUAUGAAAAGAUUUUGGCUGGUAAAGUCCAUUACCCCAGUUUCUUUGCCCCAGAAGUGAUUGAUUUAUUGAGUAAAUUGAUUACUAGUGAUUUGACUAGAAGAUUGGGUAAUUUAAGCAAUGGUCCUGCUGAUAUUAGAAACCAUCCUUGGUUUCUGGAGGUUGUAUGGGAGAAGUUGUUAGCCAAGGACAUUGAGACCCCUUACGAACCUCCAAUCACUGCCGGUACCGGUGAUUCUUCCUUGUUUGAUCAUUAUCCCGAAGAACAAUUGGACUAUGGUAUCCAAGGAGAAGACCCCUAUGCACAAUACUUUUUGGAUUUCUAA
Molecule: messenger RNA, 1347 nt
Organism: Spathaspora passalidarum NRRL Y-27907
Lineage: Eukaryota; Fungi; Ascomycota; Pichiomycetes; Serinales; Debaryomycetaceae
Gene: TPK2
Product: cAMP-dependent protein kinase catalytic subunit
Exons: 1
Coding region: 1-1347 (448 amino acids)
Biological process (GO): peptidyl-serine phosphorylation
Cellular component (GO): nucleus; cAMP-dependent protein kinase complex
Molecular function (GO): ATP binding; cAMP-dependent protein kinase activity
Source: RefSeq, a predicted model, not a curated record